Molecule: messenger RNA, 4135 nt
Organism: Linepithema humile (Argentine ant)
Lineage: Eukaryota; Metazoa; Arthropoda; Insecta; Hymenoptera; Formicidae
Gene: Lap1
Product: leucine rich repeat containing protein 7 lap1
Biological process (GO): cell-cell adhesion; embryo development; establishment or maintenance of epithelial cell apical/basal polarity
Cellular component (GO): adherens junction; basolateral plasma membrane; postsynaptic density
Molecular function (GO): protein binding
Source: RefSeq, a predicted model, not a curated record
GAGCCAAAUUUUGAAUUGUUCAGAUAGUUUGUGCCGAUUUUUCCUGUUGAAAAACGACAAAUAAAAUAUUCUAAAUUUACGUGUGCUUUUCACACAAGAAAAAAAUAAAUCCGUUUUAUAAAUUUCAGCGUCGGGGUGCUUUUUAUAGUGACUGAAAACCACAAAAUGACAGAUCUUUUGUAAACUGGAUGGGUGAGAAAUUUCUACCUGAAGCGCAUUGUAUGUCUUAGCAUUCAUUUACAACGUGCGGUUGGACGGUAUAAUACCGCAGGAUAAUGCCUGGAGCAACAUCCUGCGGCGCUUAUUUUUUCCCUGCUCCAAUCUGUUUUUCUUCUUUUUUUUCUGGACAACCCUUAUAGUUUUCCAUACUCCGUAAGGCGGCGUUACGGUGUUUCAUGUUCAGCAUGGCAGUUUGGAGCGUUUGGGCUCCUCUUCUUUCCUUCUCCCCCUGGUCAUCGCUCACGGCGUCGAUUAGAACGUAUCUCAGGCUCGCAGUUCGGAAGAGGGUUUCAAAAAAGGAGUGAAAUCGCGUCUUGUCGGCGUACGGGAAUCGAGAACGGGGAUCUCCGCGAUCGGCGCACGGUGCAGAGCGAUUGUUACGAUGAGGAAAGAGUGAGAUAUGCGCCCGAGACGAGCGGCAAGGUCGCGACGGAUCGACGCGAGUCGCCGUGACACUUCCUCUUGACGUUUCUCCCUCAUCGCGCGCUUUUCCAUUAUCCCGGCGAGCGAGGGCGAACCUAGUGCGACGACGUCACCGGCGAUGCCGAUUCCUGAGCGCUGCUGCGACGCGACGAUUCCCGACCGCUGCUGCUCGCGGCGACGUCGUGAUUGCGGCGCGACGCGGUGAUACGGCGAUCUACGGCCGAAGAUCGCGCGCGAUUCCUCUCGUCUCCACGAAUGAUCGUCGUCGGCGACGUUUUCGCGAGUGGAGCGAUCUGUCUCUCGGUGGAUCACGGCACUUAUGCGCGUCGAUGCCCUCGCCGGAUCGUUCCUGAGAGUCCCACAGGUGAGAGCUGUAGACACAUGAAAUGGGUAGCGCUUGGUGGCAGUGCGCCGCGUGUCUGAGAACCCAGGAAGAAGACAUCUGCGAGCUGCAGCUGAAUCACUGUAAUCUCUAUGAUGUACCACCCGAUGUGUUCAUUUACGAAAGAACGUUGGAAAAAUUGUAUCUCGAUGCCAAUAGAAUAAAAGAUCUUCCCAGGCCGCUAUUUCAGUGCCACGAGUUGAGAAUGCUUUCGCUUAGCGAUAAUGACAUUACUACAUUACCACCCGCCAUAGCGUCGUUAAUCAACCUGGAACAUCUAGAUCUCAGCAAAAACAGUAUAAAAGAGUUACCAGACAGUAUAAAGGAAUGCAAGAGUCUUCGUUCCAUAGACAUUAGUGUCAAUCCUUUCGACCGUUUUCCGGACGCUAUAACGCAUAUUGUCGGAUUGCGUGAGCUCUACAUAAAUGACGCGUACAUAGAAUACCUGCCGGCUAAUUUCGGACGACUGUCAGGCUUGAGGACGCUCGAGUUGCGGGAGAACAACAUGAUGACGUUGCCUAAGAGUAUGAGCCGCUUGGUGAAUCUGCAGAGGCUCGACAUCGGCAACAAUGACUUCACGGAGCUACCUGAAGUCGUCGGGGAUCUCAUCAAUCUCACGGAGCUGUGGAUCGACGGCAACGAUAUCAGGCGCGUCCCGUCGAACGUCGAGCAGCUCUACCGCUUGAAUCACUUCGACUGCACGAUGAACGCGGUGCACGCGCUCCCGAUGGAGAUACGCGGCUGGCGGGACAUUUCGAUCAUGAAUCUGUCUUCGAACGAGAUGUACGAGCUGCCCGACACGCUCUGUUACCUGCGCACGAUCGUCACCCUCAAGAUCGACGACAAUCAAUUGAACGCACUGCCGAAUGACAUCGGCCAGAUGUCGAGCUUAGAGGAGCUUAUAAUCACUAAGAACUUUCUCGAGUACUUGCCGUCUUCGAUAGGCUUGCUGCGUAAGCUGCACUGUCUCAACGCGGACAAUAAUUAUCUGCGCGCGCUGCCGGCCGAGAUUGGCAGCUGCACGGCGCUGUCCUUGCUCUCCUUGCGAUCGAACAACUUGACGCGCGUGCCGCCCGAGCUGGGCCACCUGUCCUCGCUGCGGGUGCUCAAUCUCGUCAACAACGGCAUCAAGUUUUUACCGGUCUCCAUGCUGAAUCUCAGCAACCUGAAGGCGUUGUGGCUGAGCGACAAUCAGAGCCAACCGUUAGUGCCGUUGCAGCAGGAGUUCAAUUGCGAGGAGGAUAUGAUGGUGCUGAGCUGUUUCAUGCUACCUCAGAAGCCGCGGCAGGAUUUAGAGCAAAUGGCGCAGAACGCAGGACCGAUUUCGAGCUCGAUUAUCGGAACCGGCAAGAGGAUAUGUUUCGCUGCUGAGAUAGAUUCUGAGGUCCCCAGGCAACUUCAUCGAGCACCGACCCCUUACCCCAAGGAGCUGCGCAACCUCGCCAGGCACGCCCGUAAUCUGCAUCAUCAAUCCAUUCACGAUCAAAGAAGUACGUCUAUGUCUACAAUUUCGGUUGAUCGCACGGCGAAGAUCUGCAAGAGCAAUCGCUCGGCGAGCGAUUCCGGGGCGACGGAGCACUCAGUGUCCGAGGAGUCCUCCGACGAGGCGAACAAGACGGUGGUAGCGACGGAAAAGAGUCCGGACAUCCGAGAGGCUAAGUACAUUCGCAAUCCCACGUCCGAAUACAUCGCGAAGGCGCCGACAGUCGCCGAUUAUGUAAACUCUACGUGGAAGCCGGACGAGUACUCCAAGGCGAACACGGCGAGGAUAGUUGAGUCCGAGAAGUUUAUCGAGCCUUACAGGACGACGAUGCCCGUCGACGUGACGGACGGCAAGUACGGCGAGCAGACGCGGGUGACCGUCACGCCGAAACCCUGCGAUGUGCCGCCGGUUCCGCCACCGUAUCACAUCGCGGCGGCGUUCUCCAAGAAGGCCGCUCUCUUCCAGCAGUUUAACAACCCGACCGAGGCGGAUUCGCACUUGCCGCCACCUUCGUUGCCCUUCAACUCGCCCCCGAGUUCGCCCGGGGUGUUUCCGAACACGCCGAAGAACAUCGAUGAGAACGCGGAAUCGGUGAGAACCGAAGAGUGCGAGACGCCUGUGCGGGAGGACGACCGAACGGAUCUCGCCAAUUCAAGCGCGUCGACGGACGACGCGUCGAUGGAUCCUCGCGAGCAAACCACCGCGGAUCAAGCCUGCACGCCGAUCCCGGAUUCCUGCGCCGAUCCCGAACAGAACGAUCGGGCCCUCAAGCCAAGCAAAAUUCCUGUUCUCAAAACGAAACACAUGGAAAAUUCGAGUAUGAACGACACGAGCUCGAUCAAGAGUACCUCGGCCGAAGAGUACGACGCGGGUAGAACGUCGAACGCGUAUUCCAUACCGACGUCGCCAAUCACGGGGAAGAAGUACCGGAGCCCGUUGUCGACGCCGGUGAAACCGCUCGAUCGAUCGAGGAAGCUGACGAACGGAAACGUCACGAGUAGCAAUGCGUGCGACAACGCAAACUCGACCGACGCGUCGAAUGUCGGUCGAGCGAACGUCGCCGCUCCCGUUGAAACGAACAAAAUCGCUGAUGAAUUGAACGUCACGUCUCACACCACCGCUGUCGCUAAUUGUAAGAGCGAGAUGAAUUCUGGCCGAGACACGCCGAACAUGAAUACGAACGGCAAAUCAGUGAGCGAUGUCGACAGCUUUAAAGAGCAAAUGAGUCCCGCAUUUAAUGACAUGCUGAAUUCAGAGAGGAAGCCGAAACUCAGGUGGAUGUUCGGUCCUCAUAAAAACGCGAAUGUGCUGCCUGUUCAAGUGAGGAAGAAUCCAGGCCUCGGCUUCAGCAUAGCUGGCGGAGUGGCGGGUGCGGAGACCGGAAUAAUCGUGACGAAGGUGAAUCCGGAUGGACCGGCUCAGGGUACUCUUCGACCGGGGGACAAGAUCCUAGAGGUAGACGGCAUCGACUUUACCAAAUCAGAUCACAAUAACGCCGUUGCAGUUCUGCGUGCUACCGGCGCUGUUGUGUCUAUGAUGAUAAGUCGCCACCAAUGAUUGUAAGUUAUUCGAGGAAGAACAAAAAAACUUUUUCUAAUUCUUUUAGAUGAUAUAUGAUCGCUUUACAU